GGGUUAGGCGGCAUCUUCCCAAAAUGUAUAUGUAUGUUUUACUAUAUAUGUUACAUAUAUAAUGUGGCGGCUGGUCAAUAGGGGGCGCUAGGGCGCCGCCCUCCCUGAUGGAAAGUGAUUUUUAAAUUUUUUUUUUUUUCCAAAAAUAAUCGUUUAAAAUAAAUAAUUACUGCUUAUUCUACAAAUAAAUGUGUUUUGAAUGAUAAAGAACGAGCCAUAUAUAUAAUAUAAACCAUUAUUUACGGGGUAAUUUGUGUCCACGGUCAUUUGCCCUCUCUCCUGGGGCGCUAGAAAAGUUGCCCCAGCACUGCAGCAGCUCAGCCAAUGGUGGACUGUUGCUGAGACAAAAAAACACAUAGCAACGGGUAAUUUAGCCAAUUAGCGUCAUCGAAUUUGUUAAGCUUGGGGCGCUGAAAAUAUCGCCUUGGGGCCUGUAAGUAUCCUAGCAACCAGAAACAAGUGUGGGAAAUCGAGACGGCGUCGUAAAGUAGACAAGAACAAGAACACGCAGAGCUUCAGCUGCCCGUAAGUUCUGUAAAAUCACUCUUUAAACCACUUCGAAAGGAGAACUUUAGGGGGAAAACUUUGUUAAAGAACUUGGAGCUGAGAAGCCGGGUCUGAAUUUAACACAGCAGACAGGAGAAAGGUAAAACUCACCAGAGGAGCUUCUCUCUGAACUGGUAUGACAUGAAGGCUUGGCUAACUCGAUGUUGUUUUGCAAAUGCAGUAUUCUGCUUCCCGUGUUUACUUUUUAAAAUGCCGGGGGCAGAUAUUACAUGGACUGUAACAGGAGUUAGAGACCUAAAACAUUUAUCAGCGGAUUUAAAAACAUGAAUGCUCGAAGGUGCACAUGAACAACGCCGUCAAGCUAGCCGUGCUAGGCAGGACUAGCAGAGCUGCGCAGCUGGAUGAAGGACACAGGAUCGCGGUCAGAAAACACAAUGAAGAGCUGGACCGAGGAUCGAGUGUGUGAAAUUCUGUGGAGCUUUUGAGCUGGCAUUGCGAGACCGCGAUGAGACAGCAUCGUCCGACAACCCCGGCAUUUUUCGGGGAUUAGUCGGACGGUGUGUUAAAGGAGCACCUGAAGACCUCCACUGUCUUACAGGCACCUCAAAGACAGUUCAAAACAAACUUUUUUUUAUUAUCUGGCUAUUCAGGCAGAUUGUAGCUGGCCCUUGGUACCAGUAACUGAGGCGGAGAGUUUCAUACUGGUGCAUAUAUUUUAUUCACGUCGAGCACCGUGAAAACUACAGAUAAGAAAUACAAAAGAAAAAAUAAGGAACAUUAGUCAAAAUACACAAGCAGAAAUUUCAUUAAUACAUUUACAAUGUUGAUCGCAAUCAAAAGAAAACUUCAUAGCACAAAUUACCAAAUACUAUAAAAGUGCAAUUAACUAAAUUAAUAAUAAAAAAAGAAAAAUACAUUCAUUAGACAAAAGGUGAUAAUUAAAAUUCGCACGAAUAAUUACCGCAGCACCAUCGCUCAGAAACAUCACUCAAAUUAAACAACCACAGGAUUAAUAAUCACAACAAUUCAAACUUACAUACCUUGUUCCACAACCAAGGGGGCUAAAAUAUUAGGGGAACAUCAAGGUACGAAUCUUCUCAAGGAUCGUCUGUUUCCUAACAACCCAACAGUAAGAACUUAACAUUAACAGUAAAGACAAGAUAAUUAUGAUGGAACCAGUGCGUCAUCAAACAACAAACUUACUCCGAGUACAUCAUGGACAUUUUCAACAAAGAGAAGGUGAGCAGCACGCCACACCGCGGCGGACAACAGGUGAGCAGUACCAGCAGUGACAGGAAAGCACGGGUGGAUCAUGUCGUCUAAUUAAUCACUUCCUCCCUUCCUGCCACCGCAUUUCCUCUGGUGCUACACAACAGUGACCCGUCCCCAGGCAGCAGCACCAACCAACCCGCUGUCAUUCACACAGAUGAAACUACAGACACUGCCACUCAUUGUCAGCUGGUGCUCGUGCUACGUUACACUGACAGCCUGAAUAAAGUCCGAGAGCGUUUUAAUGAGUUCAUCCAGCUUCCAAACUGCUGACACAGUCGCCACUGCGGUGUUGGAAAGGCUGAAGACUUUUCUUCCUGAAGGACAACGGGGAAAACUAAUGGCCCAGGUCUAUGACGGAGCUGCCGUGAUGAGGAGCCACAGCUGGCGUGCAGCGCAAGGUUCAAGACGUGUACUACGUUCACUGCUGUGCUCAUCAGCUGAACCUGACAAUGCGGCAGGCAACAUCCCACAUCACCAAGGUCGGCGCUUUUUUUUCAGAUCUGGGUGGAUUUGCUGCAUUUUUCUCCAGGUCAUCCAAGCGAACUGCUGUGCUUGAUCAAGUGGUGGCACACAGACUUCCUGGAGCUUCAACAACAAGGUGGAACUUUCACAGUCCUGCUGUUAACACCAUUUAUGAGCACAAGGAUGACCUCCUGAAGGGUUUUCAGACCAUCAGAGAGAAAGGUGAAUUUGAUGCAACAACUGUGACAGAGGCUGGGGGUUUUGAGAAAAUGCUGGAAGGUGAAGAUUUUGUUUUUUCCUGGCAUUUUUUCACAAGAUCAUGGCACAUGUAGACAUGCUGUGUAACCAGCUGCAGAAGAGGAACAUCGUCUCUGUCUACAUCACAGGAGUCAUUCAGAGGUUCUUCAACAGCAUUCAAGCUAUCAGGUAUGUGAUACCAUUGUGAGGCAUGUCUUUCACCAAGCACCUCAUCAGUGCAACUCUGCUGCAACGAGACUUGUUCCCCCAACACAGUGCAAAGUUCCCGGAUUCAGCGCUGGAAACCACUGGAAGUCUACCCCACACUGGACAAGGCCAAACUGAAGACACAAUUGUCCCUGGUCUAUGAAAAUGAAGAGUUCAAGGCUUUUCAGGGAAAACAACCUCCAGGACACAUUCAGCGAGACUACGUAUGAUGAACUGACGAUGUGUGACGCCUCACUUCACAGCGGAGGCGGAGCUACACUACCUGGCUCAGACAUGUCCUCCCGGCCUGAGAGUAAGACAGCCUCUCAGUUCGUGUCUCUCACCAUGAGACUGAAGGAUAAGCUCCACCCACAGCGGAUCAGACGCACUGAGCGAGUCAAACACACCCUGUCACAGAGGAGGAAGCCAGCUGAUCUGAACCUGCAGGAACACACACUACAUCACAAGUCGAGGUGUGUGUUGGAGGACCAACAGCGGGCCGUUGUCACUUCUCUGCAUUACUUCAAAGCUCUGGUGGACAGACUGGGACUGGACAGACCCGGAGUGGACAAACUGGUCCUGGACCAGUCUGUGGUGGGGGGUCUGCUGGGCGGGGCCUCUGGUGGGGUCCUGGAAGCGGUCCAGAUUCUGGUCCAGCUGGAGCCACACCUGCACAAAAGUAAGACCAUCUCCGCCUGUCUCAAUCGUCUCUACCGGUCUCUGGCUCAGCUGAUUCAAUGGGCCGAUCGGGUGAUGCUGCAGGGCGUUGCCCACGACGACAAAGAGUCCACAGUCAGCGUUACCACGGUGAUGAGAGCCGUGCUGGACGGGGUCAAGGAUCUAGUUCGAUUGGCUGCGGAGAGAGAGGAAGGCUCCGCCCCUUUAUCUCCUGUCCAAUCGCAGCCUGCCAUGGGACAAAUGGGGGGGUUUGACGAGCAGGAGACGUCAGACAGGAUGUCCACCUGCAGGAGUCCUGCACAGGAGGAGGACGGGGGGGAGGAGACAGUUUCAGCUCCUCCAAAACCACUCAUGCCCCUCCCCCAGGUGCCCCCCCCACAGGGACUCAGUCCUCCAGCUCUACCUCCUAAAAAGCGUCAAUCAUUGCCAGGCCCCGCCUCCUGUAGGGUUGCCAUAGUAGCACCAAUGAGACGAGAGCCUGAAGUUGAAACACAGGUACAAGAGGAUUGUGAGGACGACGACUGUUUAAAGCGAUGCUCUUCUUGUUCUGCAGACUCUGCUGCUGACAACACAUACUGUGAGGAGGAUCCAGACUACGACUUCCUCCACACGGACCUCUCCUCCUCUGAGACUCUCCCUCCUCUUCCUCCCCCCUCCUUCCCCCCACCCGCCCUCCCAGAGAAGAGACGACGCAGCGCUGCAGGAACGACCAACUCUGAGGCCCCGCCUUCUUUUGAGUUUGAUUCAGUCCCCCAAAAACAAGUUGAUCCUGCAGAAUCUCUGUCCUCCCCCCUGUCCCCCGGCAAGAGUCCGCCUCCCCUCCCUGAGAAGAAACGACACAUCCAUCAGUACCUCCAGUUCUGUUCGUCGUACAGCGCUCAGCCGCCCUCCAUCUUCUAUCAGACUCCGCCCACCUUCAGACAGCGAGAGGUGGAGACCGCCUACCUGCUCACACACACACACCUAGACACAGACUCCGCCCCUUCACCUGAGCUACCUCCUGCUCCAGCUCUACCACCAAAGAAGAAACAGCAGGAUUCAGCUGACGAUCAGGAUUCAGACGACAAACUCACCACAGAGAACCAGAGCAGAGACAGUCUGAGCUCCCAUCAGCAGCAGCAGCAGCAGGAGAAGGAGCAGGAGCAGCAGGAGGUGUUACUGACUGAUCGGGAGGAGGUUCUCCACAGAAUCACCAUGAAGCCUGAGGAGGAGGAGGGGCCAGACGUGAAGGCAGCCUCUCCUGACAUCCUAGUGGUCUACGCCACAGAGACUGACAUCAGCACCGAACGGGUCCUGUAUUGUGAAGCCUUCCUCUCCACCUACAGGACCUUCAUCAGACCAGAUGAUGUCAUCAGUAAACUACAGCACAGGUACAAACACCUGUGUGAAGGACGUGAACCUGAACACCUAAAAGCUGCCAAGAACACCUUCCACCUGUUGGUCAGAGUAGUGGACGAGCUGUGUGUGAUGGAGCUGGACUCUGAUUUGCUGUUGCUGCUGAUGGACCUGGUGUUUAGCCUCCUGAUUGGUGGAGAGCUGGGCCCGGCUCACCUGCUGCGCUCCAACAUCUUGUCCAAGAUGGAGCAGAAGUGGCAGCGCAUUGGUUCUCCACAGUCACUCCGCCCCCUCGCAGCCAGGGGCGUGGCAGCCAGACCAGGAACUCUGCUGGACUUCAGGAGUCAGGAUUUAGCUGAACAGCUGACUCUGCUGGACUCAGAGCUCUUCUACAAGAUCGAGCUUCCGGAGGUGUUGCUGUGGUCUAAAGAGCAGAAUGAGGAGAAGAGUCCAAACCUGACAGAGUUCACUCAACAUUUCAACAACGUGUCCUUCUGGGUUCGUUCAGUCAUCAUCCUUCAAGACAAACCUCAGGACAGAGAGAAACUGCUACUGAAGUUCCUCAAAAUCAUGAAGCACCUGCGGAAGCUGAACAACUUUAACUCGUACCUGUCCAUCCUGUCAGCACUAGACUCCGCCCCCCUCCGACGCCUGGAUUGGCAGAGGAGCACAGCUGAGGCUCUGGAGGAGUACAGCUCUUUGAUUGACAGCUCGUCAUCAUUCAGAGCGUACAGAGCAGCUCUGGCUGAGGUGGAACCUCCCUGUAUACCUUACCUGGGCUUGAUCCUUCAGGACUUGACCUUUGUCCACCUGGGGAAUCCUGACACCUUGAUGACAUCACAGGGUUCAAAGGUCAACUUCUCUAAACGCUGGCAGCAGUUUAAGAUCCUCUACACUCUGAGGAGUUAUCAGCAAGUGCCAUACUCUCUGCAGCCCAACGAUGACAUCAUAUUGUUCUUCAACGACUUCAGCGACCACCUGGCUGAGGAGGCAUUGUGGGAGCUCUCUCUCAGGCUCCGUCCACGGAACACCCCGAGAACCAAUCAGAGAUGAUGGAUUGAACAUGGUAACCUGAACUAAACUGGGCCGGAGUGAUGCUAGUCAAAGGCUAACAUAGCACAGAGGCUGUUCAGACACUGGGCUAACCAUGGCUAACAGAGCAGCUUCAUGUAAACAGAGGUCCUGAUGUUUCUAUUUGGUGCAACAACAUUAAUGUAUAGACCAGGCAUCACCAAAUGGCGGACCGCGGUCCGGGCACGGACCCAGUGACGGUUCUACCCGGACCCGUGAAAAUUAUAUUAUAAUUAUAAUAUUAGGCCUAAUAAAAAGAUAAAUCAUUCAUGCAUGCGCAGCUAAUUUAGUUUAUACGACAGAAACGUCAUCAAUAGCCAAGCCAAUCAAAUCGAUUGUUUACCUUUCAGCACCAGAGAAGGGGGGGUGGGGGGGGGGGGGAGAGUGAAAAUGGCUUGAGAAAAGUAGACAGUGAAAACCGAACUUUUAAAGAUGAACAGACGGACCAAUACAUGUUCGUCCUGCCUGCAGCCACUUCUAAACCUGCGUCUCACAUGCUGUGAAACUGUGGCGUUAAUAACAAGGAGCAACGUUAAGCGUCACUAUGAGACCAAACACGGAUCGUCUGAUGAAACAUCCCCGCAGAAGUCCGCAGUGAGGGCAAGUCAGAUGAUCGAACUGAAAGCACAGUAUGACCGGUCUACCCGUGUCCUCACACACGCAUUUACAGGCCAGCAACGUGCAGAUGAGUGCUCACUUAAGAUUGCAUGGAUUUUGGCGCAACACAAGAAACAUUGAGCGAUGGGACAGUGGAAGUGAAGGAGUGCUUAAAUGCGGCUGCAGAGACUUUACUUGACAGUAAACAAAAAAAAACGACGUGUGUGUGAAAAAAUCAAGCAAAUCCCAUCGUCAGCUUCAACGACAACCAGAAAAUCCCAACUAUUAGCAGAGGAGCGACUGGCACAGCUUGAUUCAGCUGUUCAAAACGCAGGAUGCAUUUCCUUAGCUAUUGCUGAGUCCACAGAUGUAACUGAUAAUGCCCAGCUUUUGGUGAAUGUGAGAUUUCCUCACAAAGAGAAGAGAGAGAUGUGUGAGGACCUGUUGGGUUUAAUGCCACUAGUUAAUACAUGGUUAAAAUAGUGGGUGGGCAGCUCAAAGGUCUUUUGUUUAGAAGAAGAAGAAUGAAUUCAGUUACUUGAAAUGUAGUAAAGACAACUACAGUAAUAUUUUCCAUUCAAGUGCCAUACAAGUUCAGACUUAUCAGUAUGUUUAAAGUAUAUAACACUUGAAAUUUGACAAUAAAUGACAUAGAAAAGUA
Molecule: messenger RNA, 7027 nt
Organism: Seriola aureovittata
Lineage: Eukaryota; Metazoa; Chordata; Actinopteri; Carangiformes; Carangidae
Product: rap guanine nucleotide exchange factor 1-like
Exons: 26
Coding region: 2845-5751 (968 amino acids)
Biological process (GO): positive regulation of GTPase activity; Ras protein signal transduction
Cellular component (GO): plasma membrane
Molecular function (GO): guanyl-nucleotide exchange factor activity
Source: RefSeq, a predicted model, not a curated record